AAAGUCAUGUUUUUUCAAUUGAACACGAAACUCUGUUUGUUUACAGAUAAGAAAAAAGUUAUUAAAAUUUUCCAUUAAUUAUUGUCCAUCAAAUUUAUAAUUUUCAUAUUAAUUUAGUGAAGACUAAAAUAAAGCAAAAAGACCAAAAUAAGACUUAGAAAAUAAGAUGUCUGAAUUGUGAUGUAUUGUUAUUUAAUUAUGAGAAAUUCUUAGGUUCACCCCCUUAGUGAACUUAUAGGUUCACCUACCCAAUAAUAUCUUGCCAACUCAUAUUCAGUUUUUAGAAAACAAAAAGUUAAAAAAUUAGAAAUAUAUUUAUUUACAGAAAAAAAAAAGGAAAAAGAUAAACGUUAAAGUUAAUAACGCCGUCGGAAUCAAUCCGCCUUCUUCUUCAUCGGUACAUAAAAGAAAUACUUUCAAGUCUCAAAUUCUUUGCUUUCUAAUUCACCUUGGACCAUCCAACAAAAACAAAAAACUUGACAGCCACAAGACAAUCCUCUUCCUCGGGAGAAGAUGAGUACACUGCUACGUUGGUGACCGUCUGAGUUUGGCAGUGAGGAAGAGCCACAAGAGGAGGCAGAAAUAUACGUUUGGCAGAGAUAUACGUCUUGGAUCAAGUUUAUCUUCCUUCUGUUGUGCCUCACGAAAUCAAGAAGUGGAGGUAAAACUAUGCUGUCUAACAAAAAUAAGGCUUAACAGUUUAAAUACUUGCAACUGCUAAACUAGAUUCUUGCCCUUGAGAACUUAUUUGUCUGUAUCUAAUCUGCUAACAGUGUUCCAAAAGAAGUUACGAGAUCUUCCAGGGAGCUUGGUGUCUCAACAAGCAGUAUGCCUCCAUGUCUGUGUGUAAACCUCUUAUAUUUGCAUUAUAUUCAUUAUUCUUUCAGGUCUUGACUUCUCGUUUGCUGGCUUCCAAAAAACUCUAGAGUUCAUUGCCACCAUGGUUUAUACCUUAUGUCUUAAUGCUGCUCCGUAGUGAUUGAUCAUAAAUCUGGAACAAAAAAUGUGAGUGCAAGUGGCUCACUGUUCUCCAUCUCAGACUCAGGAUUCAGUUUAGACUGUCAUGUUUCUUCAUCUCAAGGUCUAAACAAACGGUUUGCCAUAAACUGAAGACUAAAAAUAUGUUGCAUCGAUCAUUGGGGUAAACAAUCUUCAUUAAAAAAAAGAAAAGUAGAAAUACUCUAAACAUGGUUUUGUCCAAAACACCAUAUGCGAAAAUACAAAAAAAAAAAUCAAUAAAAAACAGGCAACUCUAUGAGUCAUCGCUACAAUUCUUGUCGAUGUCCUUCGAUGAACCAUCACCAUAAUUCUUGUCGAUAUCCUUCGAUGAACCAUCGCCAUAACUUUUGUCAAAGUCCUACAAAAUAAAACAAAAUUUGUUUUUCUAAAUGACAUAUAAAAGUAAUUAUUAAUAACAGAUAAAAUAAAAUAUCUACCUCGAGUAAUUGCGAGAAAAAUGACCCGCUAUGUAAUGUCGAAUUUGUGGCAGCAACAGAUAAUUGGAUACUAGGAGUGAGAAUUGGUUCCUAAAUGAUUUAUCAAAUUUUAAAAUAUUAACAUAUAACUAAAUUAUAAAUAUUUUACAUAAUAAAAUUUUUACCUGGGAUACUUGAGAGAAAAAUGACUCAUUAUGUAAAAAAGGACCGGUGGUAGCAAAAGAUGGCUGGGUAUCAAGAGUACAAGUUGAUUCCUGGAGCAUUUAUAAAUUUAUUAUACAUAUAAUGAUUAGUCACAUUUCGAUGUCAAAUUGACAUAGACCAAAAACGAAUAAUAUAUAUCAAUACCUGAAAUGAUAACUUUUUCUUUGCUCUAGCCUUACUUGAUGAUUUUGAUGUACCACAAUUUUUCUUUUCAAGAACACCUUUAAACCGACCAUGGGAUCCGACUUUUUGGUUCUUCGGUCGCCCACAUGGAUUUUUUCUUUUUAUUCCACGUACAUUCGGAAUGUCCUCAUCUCCUUCUUCUUCUUCUUCCACAAGUUUAUCCUCUGAACUAUGGAGGAUCCAUUUAUUAGCUCUCACAAGUUCUUUUUUCUUUUCCUCCAGUUUUUUAAGCAACUCAACCGCAUCUUCAUCAGCACACAAUGUCAGUUCUAUAUGUUCAGCGGCAACAGAUGCAAUCUCACGGAAAGUACGACAAAUAUGACUAUAUCGCUUUCCAAUUGAUUGCUUCACUGCUUCAUUGGGUAUCUCUGAAUGGUAAUGAGAUAGGGUCCGUGCUUUUGCCUCUUUGCUCCAUCGAUUCAGAAUGUAAGUAGGUGGAAUUCUUCUAACAUUCUUUUUGUCCAACACUUUCAAUGCAUGACGACAUAAGAUCCCAGCAAAUGAAAACUUCAUACAACUACAAUGUACUGUUUGGUUUGCAGCAUCAUACUUAACCAAAUGCUCUCGUGCAGCACCACGAUAAGAUACAUUGUAUUCAUACACCAUCUCAGACUUACUGGUCUUUUUUGCAACAUAAUCACCGAUGACUGUGUAUUCCUUUUGGAACAAAGUAAACACUUCUGGUGUAUACACUUCUUCUGGUCAAAUGUUUUACAAAUUAAGGUUUUUAUUACUAUAAAAUUAUGGUAAUAGUUAUUAACACAAAUUUAACUUAUGUAACAAAUAUAUUUUCAUGUAUUGUUAUAAAAUAGAUACAUAUUUAGAUGUUUCUACUUUUAAUUGGUUUUGUUCGGUUUAUUCGGUUUAAUCGGUUAUAUACCAAACCAUAUCCAAAUCCUACGGUUUUUAUAAAAUUAUAUUCAUUCGGUUUAUAUGGUAUAUACCAAAACCAAAUCAUAUUGUUUAUUUCGAUUCGGUUCGGCACGGUUCGGUUUUACCAUAUUAAACAGCCUUAGUUAUGGAGUCUCUAUUAAACCAUCGUUGUAUUUUCAAGUGUUGUAAAAUUAAAUUCUCUCAAUAAAAUAAAUAAUGUUCGAGUCGAAAAAAAAUUUAAGACGAUAAUAUAUAUAUUUUUGUAAAGCUUUAUUUUAAAAUAUCACAUUAUCGCCGAAGUCUUUACUUCCAAACUUAUUAUUAUAAAACAAAAAUUGAAGCAGUGAGCAACACUAUACGACUUAAAUGCUUGCUUAUUAUAUAAAGACUCCAAGGACCCUUGGAUCCCGUAUCGCCUAACAAGACUCACUUACUCAUCAACGAAAGAUUUAUCAAAAAUGGUGAGCUGCAUAACAAAAUCUCCACAGGAAGAACACACACCAAAACUAGACCUUGGUAAUAUUCAGACCCCACUAAUCUUCAACCCUUCAAUGCUUAACCUCCAAGCCACUAUCCCAAACCAAUUCAUUUGGCCUGACGAUGAGAAACCUUGCACCGAAGCUCCCGAGCUUGACGUUCCCCUCAUCGAUCUCCAAAACUUUCUCUCUGCUUCCUCUUCUCCCUCCGCCACUUUAGAAGCUUCUAGGCUCAUCUCCGAGGCAUGUAGCAAGCACGGCUUCUUCCUCGUGGUCAAUCACGGCAUCAGCGAAGAGCUUAUAUCAGAUGCUCAUGAGUGCAUGGCCCGCUUCUACGAUAUGCCUCCCUCCGAGAAACAGAAGGUUCAGAGAAAACCCGGCGAGAGUUGUGGCUACGCAAGCAGUUUCACCGGCCGCUUCUCCACCAAGCUUCCAUGGAAGGAAACCCUUUCUUUCCGGUUCUGCGACGACAAGAACAGCCCAAACACUGUUCAAGAUUACUUCUGCGAUGCGUUGGGACAUGAGUUUUUGCCACUAGGGAAGGUGUAUCAAGAGUACUGUGAGGAAAUGAGUUCCUUGUCACUGAAGAUCAUGGAGCUUCUGGGGCUAAGUUUAGGCGUAUCCCGAGACUACUUUAGAGAGUUUUUCGAAGAAAAUGAUUCGAUUAUGAGACUGAACUACUACCCUCCAUGUCAAAAACCAAAUCUUACAUUAGGAACAGGACCUCAUUGUGAUCCAACUUCUCUCACCAUUCUUCACCAAGACCAUGUUAAUGGUCUUCAAGUCUUUGUCGAUAAUCAAUGGCGCUCCAUUAGUCCCAACCCCAAGGCCUUUGUUGUCAAUAUCGGUGAUACUUUCAUGGCUCUAUCAAACAAUAUAUAUAAGAGCUGCUUGCACCGGGCGGUGGUGAACAGCCAGAGCGAGAGGAAAUCACUUGCGUUCUUCUUGUGUCCGAAAAAAGACAGAGUAGUGAAGCCACCAAGAGAGCUUUUGGACAGCAACACACCUAGGAGAUACCCUGACUUCACUUGGUCUAUGUUGCUUGAGUUCACCCAGAAACACUAUAGAGCAGACAUGAACACUCUCCAGGCCUUCUCAGAUUGGCUCACCAAGAAGCCCAUCAAAUAAAUAAAAUAACAUAUCUGUCUUUGACUCUUUGCUUUGUUAGUUACUAUGUUCUCUAUAUUUUAUGUAUAUGUUAAGAGAUCAAUAACACAGUUUAGCACUUCAUUUAUUUUAUUGAUUACAUACGACUACUAGACAAAUCAAGAAGAUAUAAGAUCGACCUAUCAAGAUUAUAACGAAGAUAUAUAUAGGGAGAUAGGAGCAUUUUCGGUCUAAUAGCAGUUUAGGGAAGCAUGAAGGAGAACUGAUACAGAAACAGUGAACACAUCAAUGCCUAUGUGCACCAUGCAUCAUCUGGGAGCUUCAUCAGAAGAAAUUAAAACAUAUGGGCCACCUUUACCUAAGAAUGAUUUCUUUCUCACAGCCAUACACUACAAGAAAACAUCGGGAUACUGAGGGAAAAAAUCGUCGGUAUGUCGUCGGAAUAACGCUAUUCCGAGGACAUACCGACGAAAAAAGUCCUCGGAAAUAUCUCCUCGGAAAUUCAUACUUCCUCGGAAUUCCGUCGGAAAUUUCCGACGGAAUUCCGAGGAAACAAAAUUCCGAGGAAAUUCCGAGGACACAAAGUUCGUCGGAAGGUUCCUCGGAAUAUACUGAGGGAAUUCUGAUGGUCCAAUCAUCGGAAGUUUCGACGAAAUAUUCCUCGGAAGUUUCGACGAAAUAUUCCUCGGAAUGUUUAUAGGAAAAUUCCGAGGAACGCCGAUCCGUCGGAAAAUUCCGAGGGACUACACCCCCUCGGAAAAUUCCGACGAACGUUAAGUUCCUCGGAAUUUUCCGAGGGAAGAAAGUUCCUCGGAAUUUUCCGAGGAACUCCAUUCCCUCGGAAUUUCGAAA
Molecule: messenger RNA, 5131 nt
Organism: Brassica rapa (field mustard)
Lineage: Eukaryota; Viridiplantae; Streptophyta; Magnoliopsida; Brassicales; Brassicaceae
Product: gibberellin 20 oxidase 1
Source: RefSeq, a predicted model, not a curated record